Cyprinus carpio (common carp) is the source of this 1015-nucleotide messenger RNA. RefSeq lists its product as uncharacterized. The transcript is spliced from 4 exons. The record is from RefSeq and is a predicted model, not a curated record. The coding region runs from base 20 to 739 and encodes 239 amino acids. Lineage: Eukaryota; Metazoa; Chordata; Actinopteri; Cypriniformes; Cyprinidae.
UGAAGUGUCAGUAACAGUGAUGGUGGGAGAUUCAAUCACUCUACAUGUUACUGAAAUACCGAGAGGAAGUAACAUAAUAUGGAAGUUUGGUGAUGAAAUCAUUGCUAGAAUGAAUGAAGCAGAUAGAAAUCCCUCUACAAAUGAGGGCCCUGGUGCGAUAUUCAAAGACAGACUGAAGCUGGACGAGACUGGAUCUCUGACCAUCACAAACAUCAGAACUGAACACAAUGGACAUUAUAGUGUAGACAUCAGGAGCACAAAUGCAGAACUGAAGACAUUUCAAGUUACUGUCCAUGAUGAAAUGAAGAUCGUGUCAGUGAAGGAAGGAGAAUCUGUCACUCUGCGCACUGGUGCUGUUGACAUACAGGCAUUUGAUCUGAUAUUGUGGGAGUAUGAAGACCAUCCCAUGGCUAAAAUAGAUAGAACAUUACAUCAGCUCCCAAAAAACAGUGUUAGUUCAAGGUUUGCAGGCAGACUGUCUCAAAAUGAAAAUAAUGGAUAUCUAACUAUUAGUGAUUCCAGAAGCACAGACUCUGGAGAUUAUCAUCUAAACAUGAACAACACCGCAUUCACCUUACAGAGGACCAUCAGAGUUACUGUCAAGGCUUCACCUCAGUCAGGUGCUCCGUCAGGGAUAUGUGGUGCUGGUGUUGGUCUGGUGGUUUGGGUUGUAACUGCUUUUUUUGCUGCAAGAUUUGUAGACAACCGAGGCAAAGGUGUUUCAGUGAAUAUAAAGUGAAUCACUCUCAGGAUCAGCAUGAAAAAUGAAGAGAAACAACAAUUUAUAAUCACUGUAACAAUAGGAACUUAGGCUUUGCAUGACAUAAUAAUCAGUGUUUAAUUGUAUGCAUUUCUAUCUAUCUAUCUAUCUAUCUAUCUAUCUAUCUAUCUAUCUAUCUAUCUAUCUAUCUAUCUAUCUAUCUAUCUAUCUAUCUAUAUAUAUCAUUGUGCAUUCUAAUGAAUCUCAGUCAAACUGCAGUUGGGUUAUUUUGAUUAGGUUAGAAAACUAAUAAAA